AUGGCGGCGGGAGUGAGGGUCCUUGGGCUCCUGCAGGACCCCAGAAGAGAGUCCCAAGAGGAGAUGCUCCCCUCCUACCUGGCCAGGGUGGUGAUCCCAUUCGUGGUAAGGCGCCCCCAGGGCCCUGAGGAAUCAGAUCACCAGGGAGGCACCCCGAGAUCGUACAUCUCGGAGUUGAGCAGCCAGUCGGGGUGCAACACGGUGCCAUGUCCUGAGCAGGUGCCCAGCAUGAAGCUCCGCACCCAGCACGCUCAGCCAGAAUGGUCACGGGGCCACCUUGCAGAGCUCCUUCCUGCAUGCCGCCGCCCCCGCCCCCGCCCCCGGCCGGAGUCGGGCCCGCCCCGCGGCCUCCGGGCCCGGCGAAGACCGGAGCAAGGGGGGCGUGCGCGGGAUGAGCGGCGCGGCCCGUCUCAUCUGGACCGGACCGGCGCGGGAUGGGCCGGCGAAGACCCCGGCGAACUGGGCGCCGUGAGAGCCCCGGGCCCGUUUCUGCAGUCGCCGCCCCCGGCCUGCCCGAGUAGUCGGAGGGUCCCUGGCCACGACUGCCAGCUGGCCUUCAAGAUGGAGCGAGACAGUGAGGAGAGGGAGGAGGAGGAGGAAGAGGAGGAGGAGGAGAACGAGGAGCAAAGGGAGAUGGGCUCAGAGGCCCAGGACUUGGAGGAGAGGGAGCUGGUGGCAGGUGCCUGCACAGGAGAGAGAGUGUCACUAAGUGACGAAGAGGAGGAGGACGGGGAGGAGGAGGAAGAAGAGCAGCAGGCAGUAAUGGCAAACGGUGAGGAUCCUGAGGUGAUCGAGAUGGGCACGUACCCAGGUCUAUCCGAGUCCGAGAGUGUCUCUCACAGCCAGGGGGCAGGGGAGGAAGAAGAGGAGGAGGAAGAGGAGCCGGUCCCACCACGGGCCCUGGCCUGGAGCGCCCUCCCACUGGGAGCGCGGCGCCGGGGAGCCCCCUCCGGCCGGGCCCGUUUCCGCCGCCGUCCCGCCCCCGUGGCUGUCGACCUGGGUGAGCUCAACAGUCUCCUGGCCCGGCAGGUGGCCAGCAUCAUGGAGGCCCCCACCAUCUGCUCCGACUGCGGCGAGAGCUUCAGCCCGGGCCCCACCUUCCUGCAGCACCAGCGCAUGCACCGGUUGGCGGAGGCUGCGGCAGCCGCAGGGGUCCAGCCGUACGGCUUCGUCGCGGAGCGGGGCACGGGGACCGCUGUGGGGGGCAUCGGCUUCGGUCCCGGCCCGCCCCGGCCCCGGCCCCCAGGUGAGAAGCCCUACCGCUGCGGCGAGUGCGGCAAGGGGUUCAGCCGCAACACCUACCUGACCAACCACCUGCGCCUGCACGCAGGCGAGCGCCCCAACGUCUGUGCCACCUGCGGCAAGAGCUUCAGCUGGCGGGCCGAUCUGCUGAAGCACCAGCGACUGCACACGGGCGAGAAGCCAUACGUGUGCAUCGAGUGCGGGGAGGCCUUCAGCCUCAGCUCCCACCUGCUGAGCCACCGGCGGGCACACGCUGCGGCCGCGGCCGGGGCCGACGGGGCUGGGGCCCUGCGGCCCUUCGCCUGCGGCGAGUGCGGCAAGGGCUUUGCCCGGCGCUCCCACCUGGCCAACCACCAGCGUAUCCACACGGGCGAGAAGCCGCACGGCUGCGGCGACUGCGGCAAGCGCUUCAGCUGGCGCUCGGACCUAGUGAAGCACCAGCGCGUGCACACGGGCGAGAAGCCCUACAUGUGCUCCGAGUGUGGCGAAACCUUCAGCGUCAGCUCCCACCUGUUCACCCACAAGCGCACGCACUCGGGCGAGCGGCCCUACGUGUGCGGCGAGUGCGGCAAGGGCUUCGGCCGCAACUCGCACUUGGUCAACCACCUGCGCGUGCACACGGGGGAGAAGCCCUUCGGCUGUGCAGAGUGCGAGAAGCGCUUCGGCGACUUCUCCACGCUGACGCAGCACCAGCGUACGCACACGGGCGAGAAGCCGUACGUCUGCGUCGAGUGCGGCAAGAGCUUCAUCCAGAGCUCCCACCUGAUCCGGCAUCGCCGCAUCCACACGGGUGACAAGCCCUACAAGUGCCCCGCCUGCGGCAAGGGCUUCCGCUACAAGACCCACCUGACCCAGCACCAGAAGCUGCGCGUCUGCUAGGGCUCGGGCCGGGGGAAGUCGGGGCCUGAGGGGCAUGCGGGG
Ornithorhynchus anatinus (platypus) is the source of this 2163-nucleotide messenger RNA. RefSeq names its product zinc finger protein 697 (gene ZNF697). NCBI's taxonomy places the organism in Eukaryota, Metazoa, Chordata, Mammalia, Monotremata, Ornithorhynchidae. Gene Ontology annotation, molecular function: DNA-binding transcription repressor activity, RNA polymerase II-specific. The record is from RefSeq and is a predicted model, not a curated record. The transcript is spliced from 8 exons. Gene Ontology annotation, biological process: negative regulation of transcription by RNA polymerase II. The coding region runs from base 1 to 2121 and encodes 706 amino acids.